Messenger RNA from Contarinia nasturtii (swede midge), 994 nucleotides. RefSeq names its product putative ankyrin repeat protein RF_0381. Lineage: Eukaryota; Metazoa; Arthropoda; Insecta; Diptera; Cecidomyiidae. The record is from RefSeq and is a predicted model, not a curated record. The transcript is spliced from 10 exons. Gene Ontology annotation, molecular function: protein binding. The annotation marks the transcript as partial.
AUGGAGAUGGUCAAAAUUCUUGUCGAAUAUGGAGCUGAUGUUAAUUCUAGAGACAAAGAUAAUUAUACACCACUUUACUGGGCAUCUAAACUUUAUUUAACAUAUGGUACAUUUGAAAUGGUUAAAUACCUCAUCACUCAUGGAGCAAACGUAAAUGCCGAAAACAAUGAUAAAUGGACGCCACUCCAUGAGGCUGCUGAACAUGGAACAUUUGAAAUGUUUAGUUAUCUAGUUGAACAUGGAGCUAAUAUAAAUGCUACAACUAACAAAAAUGAUACUCCAUUGUCUUUGGCUGUUCAGAAUGGUAAAAUGCAGAUUGUCAAAUAUCUUGUCGAACAUGGAGCUGAUGUGAAUUCUAGAGAUGAAUAUAAUUAUACACCACUUCACUGGGUCUAUAGAGAAGAAUUGAGAUUGGUUGAGUUUUUAAUCACUCAUGGUGCACAGGUAAAUGCCGAAGAUAUCGAUAAAUGGACGCCACUCCAUAACGCCGCUCGAUAUGGCAAAUUUGAAAUUUUUAAAUAUUUAAUUGAACAUGGAGCAAAUAUGAAUGCUACAACUGUCGAAAAUGAAACUACAUUGUUUUUGGCUGCUGGCAAUGGUAACAUGCAGAUUGUCAAAUAUCUUGUCGAACACGGAGCUGAUGUGAAUUCUAGAACCAUCUAUAAUCAAACACCACUUUACUGGACAAUUAGAUAUGGCACAUAUGAAAUGUUUAAAUAUUUAAUUGAACAUGGAGCUAAUAUAAAUGAUACAAUUGUAUUCAACCAAACACCUUUGUUUUUGGCUGUUCAGAAUGGUAACAGGGAAAUUGUCAGAUAUCUUGUUGAACAUGGAGCUGAUGUGAAUUCUACAGAUAACAGUCAUGCUACACCCCUACACAUGGCAUCUCUACAUGGCUCAGCGGAAUUAGUUAAAUAUCUUAUCAACAAUGGUGCAAAUGUAAAUGCCACAACUGUUCAAAAUAUCACUCCAUUGUUUUAUGCUGUUCAGAAUG